Messenger RNA from Xyrichtys novacula (pearly razorfish), 25109 nucleotides. NCBI's taxonomy places the organism in Eukaryota, Metazoa, Chordata, Actinopteri, Labriformes, Labridae. The record is from the annotation of a GenBank genome assembly.
UGGUGUUGUGAGGCACGCUCCAUGUCCUCGAAUAAUGUGAAUAACAUCGGACAGUAGAAACUAACGAGAAAGUACGGAUAACACAAGCAAUAAAACAAAGUAAAUACCAGAGACUCGGGCGGAAUAACAGGCGCUUUAAACAGAGGUAGUCCUGACGAGAGCUAAAAAGCCGGUUCAACAUAAGCAUAAACGAUGGGGGACGCUUCGGGAUCUUACAGACCCUGUAACCUUUCUGCUGGACAGGUAAACCGCUUUAACAAAGUAAGCCAGGAGUCUGUAACUUGUAAACAGGACCUGCUGUGUGUUGUAGCACUGCUAAACUGUUUAUCUCGGGUCCUGGACUAUGUCACUUUAUCCUUGUUGUUCAAGUCCUGCAAACAUUGUGUUUGCUGGUAGUCUGUUGGCAUCUACAGUAGCACCAAUGAUGUUUACUUUCAUGUUGACUGGAGCACAUUUGUAAUUAUCUGAAGUUUUUAUCUGCAUUAUAUCUGAAUUUAAUUAGAUCGAUACAAGCGAGGACGAGCAUCUGUUUGUGGGCGGGGCUUGCUGGAGCAGAGAGGGAGGGGAGAGGAGGAGCUGAGGGGAAAACUGGUUGGGAGGGGUAGAGUUUGCAUUCAAGAUUUCUCCCAAAAACUGGCACUUCCUCAGAUCCUGCCUACCCCACCUUUAACACCCUUUUAACACCAACUAAUAAAAUACCACAAAAUUUUAUGAUGUGCAAAAGCUAAAAAUUUCAUAUUUUUACUAAGGUUAAGUUUGAAAUAUUUUAUAAGGGGUAGUCAUUUGUUGCACUGACCUCUAAAUCACUAACUGGAGCUCAUUAAUACAGGCAUGAUCACCAUUCAAUAUCAACCAUGGUAUGUAGCGACUACAAAAAAAAAAAAAAAAAACCUUUGAAACAUUAAACCAUCUCUAUAGCCAGGAGGUAAGCAGGUAUUUAGCAUUGAUAUUAUUGAGAUAUCAGUCCUUGUGAGCAGAUUUUACCCAUUGAUAGCUUUAAGUGUCUCUUACUGUGAUAACCCCUUUGAAGCUGCUGGAUGGCUUCCAACAAUGGGUGGUUCCGAUGGCUCUGAUGCUGACUUUGCUCCACUCAGGAAGAGGCCCAUUAACGGGGUGCAUGGGUGAGGCAGAGUGCUUCUAUGAAGGAACCGCAGCUGGGUUGACGAGGAGAGACUGCAGGUCUGUAGCAGCCAGAUUCACUCUGUGGGGGAACCGGCCUCAGCGACAAGUUUCACUAUAGCCACCCUCGGCAAAUGACAUAGUGGUAGAGUUCGGGUGGUGUUCAAAUCAUCUUUAUUAAGAGAUACUAUGAAACUGUGAAAAAGCAUACAAAACGUUACAAUCUGCAUAAAUCCAAACUUAGUGGUGAUUGGUAUUGAUACAUUUUGUCAGUGUUGACUAAAAAUAUUUAAACAACAAUGAAACAAUAGCUUAACAUAAAUAUGUACAGUAACAAAUAUUAUUUAUUGCUACAUACCAAAAAUCCUGCACUUGUGCUCUGAGCUCCAGCUUCAAUCAAACUGAAAAGUUGGCAUCUGAGGUCACCCUUUAUACAAUUUCCGGGGGUUCACCGCCAACCCGGGAACAUGAAUGUGAACCCAACAAAAAAGAAAGGCCAGUGGAUGCUUACAGGAAACACACAUGAAACAUAGGAUAACAAAAAAGACCUUAACUAUGGGGAGGUGAUAGUACCCUUCCUUCGACAGCCGACUCCUGACGGCCCAGGGUUUCCAGGAUGGGACUGGUGAAAGUCCUGUUUAAGCUUGGGAUCCAUAUUGCUGGCUGAAACCCAGGACCUUUCCUCAGGACCAUAGCCCUCCCAGUCAAAUAUUGAUGACCAUGACCCCAGUGUCGCACUGCCAGAAGUUGCCUGACAGUGUACACAGGUCCUCCAUUGAAGAACCAGGGGAUGGAGGAGGUUUGGAGGAGGGAACCAGAGAGCUCUCCUUAACCGGUUUAAUUAUGCUCACAUGAAAUGUGGGGUGAAUCCUCAUGGAUUUGGAGAGUUUCAGUCUCACAGUCACAGGAGUAAUAACCUUCAACACAAGGAAUGACCCAACAAAGCGAGGGGCCAACUGAGCUGAUUCCACGCAUUGAGGAAGAUCUUGGGUAGCCAACCACACCUUCUGGCCAACCUGAUUUGAUGGGGCAGGAGAGCGAUGCUUGUCAGCCAUAGUCUUGUAGCAUCUGGAACUCCUGAGCAAUACCUGUCUGGCCCGGGCCCAUGUGCGGCGGCGCCAGCAAAUCAGAGCCAGUGCUGAGGGUACACAGACUUCCUUCUCCAGAGCUGGAAACAGGGAUUGUUGAUAGCCAUACACACACUGAAAGGGUGAGAGACCAGUGGAAGAACAAGCUAGUUUCUUAUUUAUCCGUGAAGUAGGAUUCUGGGUAGAAGUUAGAGAAUCCUAUUGGCGGGUGUGGGCCAUUCAGAAACAGCACUGACCUUGACAGGAUUCAUCUGGAUCUUCCCCUCAGAAAUGGUGAACCCCAGGAACAAAACUCUAGGCACAUGAAAUUCACAAUUCUCUGCUUUUACAAAAAGCGGGUUGUCAAGAAGACUUGGCCCAACUCAACUCAUCUUUAUUUAUGAAGCAUUUAAAAACAACCACAGCUGAACAAAGUGCUGUACAUAAAUAGACAAAAACAACUCAGACAUUAAAACAAUUAAAAAUAAUAGAUAAAAGACAAUGGAGCACUUGCCUUAUAUAUUGAAUGUGGGUCUCUUCAUCAGGGGAGUAGAUAAGUAUGUCAUCCAGAUAGACAAAAACAAAGAUGUUGAGAACAUCUCAGAGGACAUCAUUGACCAAAGCCUGGAAGACAAAAAGGGCAUUUGUUAAACUGAACCACAUCACCAGGUACUCAUAGUGGCCACUGGGUGUAUUAAAAGCUGUUUUUCAUUCAUCACCUUCCCUUUUUCUGAGCAGAUGAUAAACAUUUCUAAGGUCUAAUUUGGUAAAUAUCUUAGCUGCUUUCUGUAGAGAGAGCAGAUGUGUACCUGUUGAGUAGGGAACAUAUAAGGGGUUGCAGCAACUCCCUCCAACGCAAACAGUGUGUCCGUGUCGCCACCAGCCUCGCUGGUUUUGGAUCCGACCUGGGCACACUGCUAUCUGGUGCGAGAAAGUGUUUCUACACGUUUGGCAUGCUCUUGACAGCUUACAAGUGUUCAUGUAAACAAAAACUUUUCUGAACGCGUAGUGGUGUGCAUGCAUUUUUUUUGUAAAUGCAGAGGGUGAAAUGUCUGUUUAUGAAAAUAGCCAGGCACGUGUAAAUGUUGUCUGAGACUAGAUACUUAAGGUGAGAGAAGACAAUCAGAACCAGAUGAAACACAUUAGGCAGGGGCAGGUAAUCACACACUGGGAACACAGGAACACAGGAAGUGGAUGAUUUAAAAUGAGACACAGAGAUGAGUAUCAAAAUACAACAGGAAACACAUGAAACAUAGGAUAACAAAAAAAAACUAUGGGGAUGGGAUACAGCGGCCACCUCAGGCCUGCGGGCUGGGGAUGCUCCCCGCUACAGAGUGUGGGAGAGGUGGUGGAAGCAUUAAGAAAGAACAUGUCAGUAGAUUAACUUUUAACUUACAAAAGGAAAAGGGCUGUGGCCUGCAGGAUAAUGAAGGAGGCAAAAAAGAAAACAUGGAGGAACUACUGUUCAACCAUAGGGAGAGAAAUAAGAUUGCAAAACGUUUGGGCAACAUUUAAGAAAAUUAGUGGGAUAAUAGGUUCAUCAAAAAUUGUAGUGCUAAUGAUUGAGCAGAGGUUAGAUGUAACCAUACAGUUCAUGGCUGUAACAAACAAAGAAAGUACCUGUGUUAGGUAAGGCAUUUGCAGUUUAGCAGUCGGGGGAACUCCUGUGUGCUAAGCAUAGUCAGCAAAAACAAAAAAUAAUCUGAGAGUUUGGAGAUGUCAGGAGGGAGAAAGAAACAUUUAUUACAACACUUGAAAUGGAAUUGACAAUGAAAGAACUAUUGCACUGGGUAUGCAGCCCCCAAAAAACCACAAAAUUGGUCUUAAUAAAUCUUUAAAGAAAUCUUUAAAAAGAUAAAUCAUAAUGAUAAGUAUUAAAGUUGGUCAUACUAGUCUGAACGACAUCAUAAAUGUAAUAGGUAGAAGAAUACUGUGUGAGAGAUGUGUGAAGGAAAAUGUGUAAUAUGUUUUCACGGCGUUAAGUACGCAUCAGAGAGAGAGAGACACACUACAGGGGGAAGUCAGAGCAGCUCAGUGGGAUUGAAGUCUGGCUGGAAUUCUUGGAUUAAAGGGGAUAGGGAGAGGAUCCAAUUUGUAAGAAAAGCAUUCAGCUUUCUCAAAAGGACUCAAUCGAUGGCUAAACUUAGACGUGGAGAUAUAACGCUACACACUCUUGUACAGUAGGUGGCGGUAUGUACAUGAGUGUUGUUUGAGAACCGCUAUUAAACGAAAGAAGAGAAAGAAGAAGUUUCAUGCAAAACAACGGUAAGGUGCGAGUUUUUAAUACGAAAAUCCCUCAUUAUGUUCCCGUUAUACUCUGAUGUCUGCUUGGGAAUGCAUAAUGCCAAUUCGGUAUAAGACUGAAGGCUUUAAACUAGAUUUUAAGACAUAAGCGUCAUUUUCAUUUCCUUGCUUGGGUCAGACGACUAAAUUUAAAACAUCAGUAAUGUUAACAGGAUCAGUGGCUCAGUCCAAAAAUGUGUAGCAAAUCGGUCAGACGGAUGUUGUCAGCGCAAGUAAAAGUUUGAAAAGGUUUUAAUGAGUCUCAGAAACUUGAAUAUGGGCACUUAUGCACGAGUUUAACGUGUUUUUUGUGAGGCAAGUAACCCCUUAGCAGAUCCUUACGUUGACCCCAGGCUAAGUUGAUGUCUGGCCAAUUUCGCAAACAAGUGAUUGCGAAAUUGGCCUCUUAUCGUACACAUAGGAAACUAGGUGAAAAGCGAGGUGAAAAUGGUUUUAUAUUCGACAUUCGCCUUUUUCGAGAUUCUAACUGUAAUGUUGUGACGAAAACGGUUCUAAUUUCACUCACCAACAUGAGCGGGUCUGGUGAAAACCCGCAGAAACUACACUGAAUAUCCGCCAGGGUACCGUGCAGCAGCCAGAGUGCACAAACGGACCGUCGUGAAAGUGCAAUCGCUGUAGAUUAUUUUUACCUCCGCCAGGUAGCGUUUGUUUGUUUGUUUGUUUGUUUGUCUGUUAGCAACUUUAUGGAGAAAGUUACAGACGGAUUGACCUGUAUUUUCACCAGAGGUGCGUCUCAGCCCCAGGAGGAUCCCAUUACAUUUUGGUGGUGAUCCGGAUCGUCUUCUGGAUCCAGGAAUUUUUUGAAGGAUUUUUUAUCAUUGUGAGAUCGGGCAAAUUUUGGAAUUUUUGCAUUUAACUCUAUACAAAUGUCCAGAGUCUUUAGUAAAAAAUUACACAAAAGGAUCUCAAUGAGUUUUAUGAGGUGUCAAAGGUUGAUUCCUGGUCAAGACAAAUUUCCGGAAACUGUGAUCCAGAACACACAAAAAUAAGGGUGUCGUUGGAAUUUUCAAUGAUGAAAGAUAAGCAAUGAAGAUACAAAGAAGUGAACGCUUACAAAUAUUGCAUAAUAAAUCAAGCAUUUAUGUAUCUAAUAUGAGCUUUGUUGUUUUAGGAACAUUAUGAACAGUGAACAUACCAGUUUAAACACAAAUAAAAGUUGAUAAAAGACACGUAGCAGUAAAAGUUUUGGUGUGAAUCACAAUAUAAGGGUGGACAUGAGCUGCUUGGUGGAGGUCUGCGCUCUUCGAGUGCUUUUCUAGUUCUGAAUAGCUCACUGAAAUUAAAACCUAUCACCACCAAACUAUUUCUCAUCUGUUGAUACUCUCACUGUCAAACUUUCACAGCCACCGAUGUUUUAAAAAAAAAUCUUUUAGAAGGAAUCUUGGAUCUCAAUGGGACUAACCAAGUUAAAUAAAGGUUAUAAUGAUAAUAAUGAUAACAACAAUGAUAAUAAUAAUGAUAAAGAUAAGAUAAUGGAAAAGACAUGAUGUGGCUCAUGAAAUGAGUAAAAAAACUGCCUCUGCAGGGUCUCCUUUAAUGUGUGUUGUUCUUAUUACAGUGAAUGAACCCUCGAGAAGCCUGGAUGCUACUGUUUCCUUAACAAGAUCAUAUUGGACUCCAUAAAGCUGUAGCUGAGAUCUGGCUGGGAUUUAUGACAAAGAGAAUGUGCCUAUUUACUUCUCUUGGACGCUGCAAAGUUUCCCGCAAGAGCGGAAACAUUGGCCUGUUCUUCUCCUCAAUCUUCAACCAUCACAGAUGCUUCAGCACCAAAGCUGCCCACCGGAAUGCAUCAUCAUCAGCCACAGUGCUUCAGAACACACCCUCCUAUAGUUAUAUCAUUGUUGGGGCAGGUUCAGCAGGCUGUGUUCUUGCCAACCGCCUCAGUGAAGAUAACCAUGAGUCUGUCCUGUUGCUGGAGGCAGGGCCGAAGGACAUGUUGCUCGGCAGCUUACGACUUUCAUGGAAGAUCCACAUGCCAGCUGCAUUGACCUACAACCUCUGCGAUGACAAGUAAAGUAGCUUAAUUAUUGCAGUGCAGAUUUAUGCACUUCAUAUUUGCCUUUCUAACCAUCAUAAAUGAGUACACAAUAAAAAAGUUGCGCAAAUACAUGUGAAUUUAGCACUAAUGAAGAAAAUAUGUUUUUAGUUUAAAGUACAUAGUAGUUUUUACCUUACUAUCCUACUGUCUUCUUAAGGUAGAGGAUAUGAAAAUAAUAGCAGGAAAUUUCUUUUCAUAUUUGAAUUUGAUUUUAUGUAAUAUGUACGGUGGCCUGGAAGUGCAAAACACAACCGCAAAAGAGAAAACAACAGCAAAUCACAUAUACAAACACAAAAAAGAGAAAACACAACAGCAAAUCACAUAUGCAAACACAAAAAAGAGAAAACAUGACAGCAAAUCACAUAUGCAAACGCAAAGAAGAAAACGCAACCACAAAUCCCAAAACACGAUAGCAUCGUCUGUCUUCUUCUUCUUCGUUGUAAUUUAAUGGCAGUUUGCUCCGCUGGGGGUGGAGUACUACCUCCACCUGCUGGAUCGAUGUCGGAAUGGGAAAGUAAGCACUCGAAUCGACCCGUCUGUCCUUUGACCUGGAAAGACACGAACCGCGGCGCGACAGUCAGUGAUGAUGUAUUGCCAAUACUGUGGCAAAGAGCUCCCCGGACAACCCAACUUUUGCAGCAGUUUUGGGAAAAGGCUGCAAGAAGCAGAUGGUGACAGUCCAUCAAGGAAGUUAAGGGAUGUUCAAUCAAUGUGUUCUGCUACACAACAUGUCAACUAUUACGUCAUAUUUGUGUCCUGCAUCAAAAUAUUGCUGGAUAAUUUCGAGUACACUUUUGCUUUCGGCGUCCAUGUUCAUGUUUACUUUCCUGUUCCGAACUCCAGCAGGUGGCAGUAGUACUGCACCCCCAGCGAAGAAAACUGCCAUUAAACUACAACGAAGAAGAAGAAGAAGACAGACGAUGCUGUCGCGUUUUGGGAUUUUGCUGUCGUGUUUUCUCUUUUUUGUGUUUGCAUAUGUGAUUUGCUGUCGUGUUUUCUUUUUUGUGGUUGUGUUUUCUCUUUUGCGUUUGCGUUUUGAUUUGCUGCCGUGUUUUCUCUUUUGUGGUUGUGUUUUGCACUUCCAGGCCACCGUAAAUAUGUGACUAUAGAGGCAACAACAACUGUGUAACACACAAAUGCUUUAUGUCAACAAAAUGAAUUUUCAUGCAUCAGUUUUAUGCAAGUUUUGGCCAAGCAUGUUGCAAUCAAUUACAAAAUAAUAUCACCAAGUUAAUUUGUUGUAUGGAACUUUAUAUUUUUUUCAUGUAAAAAUCUUUCUUUUCAUUGCUCUUUAGGUAUAACUGGUAUUACCAUACUUUACCUCAGGCCAACAUGGACAAUAGAGUGAUGUACUGGCCAAGGGGACGUGUAUGGGGUGGAUCAUCUUCACUCAAUGCAAUGGUGUACAUCCGUGGGCAUGCAGAAGACUACAAUCGCUGGCAGACAGAGGGAGCAGAGGGCUGGGACUACGAACAUUGUCUUCCUUACUUCAGGAAGGCUCAGUGCCAUGAGCUUGGAGAAGACAGGUAUUAUCAUAUAUAUGCUUUGGUGUUUUCAGCUGCCAAUCACAUGCCUGUACCCUGCAUAGUUAGGAUACUGCAGCAUUCCCAGCAGUAUCAGAACUGUAACAGGGGAAAGGCAGGUUCACUAAAACGGCAGAGCUGGUAGGACAGAACAAAGGGUUACUAUUUGAUGAAGUUUAUUUUUUCAUGUGUGUACUGCAGGUACAGAGGGGGUAAUGGGCCUCUUCAUGUGUCUCGAGGAAAAACCAACCACCCCCUUCACAAGGCUUUUAUUGAAGCAGGGCAGCAGGCUGGGUACCCCUUGACAGAUGACAUGAAUGGGUAUCAACAGGAAGGUCUGGGCUGGAUGGACAUGACCAUUUACAAAGGUAUGAGGAAACUGUAAAACAGUUGUUGCAACUGUAAGUAGUCCAAAAGGAGAAAACUCAAAAUUGCAGAAAGCCUCAUUGCAUUUUAAACAUUUCAACAGUGUGUAUGAAAACAAAGUAUUCUUUGUUGUGUAAGGAGACAUAAAAAAAGACCCAAAAUCAAGAUAGGAUAAUUUUAUUAUGAGAUAAUACCCUAUCUUAAAAAAAAAAAAAUGAUAAUAAUAAUAAUAAUACAUUUUAUUUUUAAGCGCCUUUCUUAACACUCAAGUUCGCUAUACAGAUAAAAACAGUGAAUAAAACAAGAUAUAUGCAAACACAAUCUUAAAUAAAAAUGUAAAUUACAAAGAGUGGGCUAGUUUGAAGUCUGGUUUUGAAGAGAGAGAGUCAUUGUCCAGAUGUCUGGUGAGAGUGAGUUCUAGAGUUGGGGAGCAGAGCAGCUAAAAGCUCUGCAGUGAGGAAGAUGGAGGAGGAGGAUCGGAGGGUGGUGGUGGUGGUGGUGGUGUGUGUGUGUGGGGGGCUUACAGUGGAACAGCUGUAGGAUGGAGGUGAUGUGAUGUGGUGGAAUGAGGGAGCUGUGGUGAUGAUACGAGCAGCUGAGUUCUGAACUAGUUGAAAUAUUUGGAGAGAUUUGUGAGGGAGACCAAAGAUAAGAAAGUUACAGUGUGGGAGGUAACAAGAGUGACGAGAAUAGAGGUAGUAUGGGUGGGGGUGGGAGGGCAGAGAUGAUUGAUGUUGGCUUGGAAUGAUAGAGAGCUGUUGAGGAUGACACCCAAGCUCUCAACCUUUUUAAGAUAAUUUUUUAUUAUUUUCUCGAAAGUCAAAAAUUUACAUACAUUUCAUUGGUAUUUGGUAGCUGCCUUUUAAUUGUAUGACUUGGGUCAAAUGUUUUGGAUAUGCUUCCACAAGCUUCUCACAAUUAUUUGCAGGAAUUUUGGCCCAUUUCUCCUGACAGAACUGGUGUAAAUGAGCCAAGUUUGUUGGCUGCCUUGCUUGCACUUGACUUUUCAGUUCUGCCCAUAAAUUUUCAAUAGGAUUGAGAUCAGGGCUUUGUGAUGGCCACUUCAAAACAUUGACUUUGUUAUCCUUACACCACUUUGCAAGCUUCCCCUUUUUUCCUCCAAAUGUAACAAUGGUCAUUAUGGCUAAAAAGUUCCAUUUCAGUUUCAGUUGUUUACAGUUGUUUGAACCAAUAAAAGUGGCACCUUCAGGCAUCUGGAAAUUGCACCCAAGGAUGAGCCAGACUUGUGUAGGUCCACAAUUCUUUUCCUGAUAUCUUAGCAGAUUUCUUUUGAUUUUUCCCACGAUGUUGCACAAAGAAGCCCUGUGUUUCAGGUGUGCCCUAAAAUACAUCCACAGAUGUGCCUCUAAUUAACUCAAAUGUUGUCAAUAAACCUCAGAGGCUUCCAAAGACAUGAUAGCGUCGUCUGGACUUUCCCAAAUUGUUUAAAGGCAUAGUCAUCUUAGUGUAUGUAAACUUUUGACUCUUGAGAAAGUAAUAAGAAAUGUUUAAAAAAUUCUCUCUCUCAUUAUUCUGGCAUUUAGCAAAUAAAAAUAAUUUUGAUGAUCCUAAUUGACCAAAAACAGGAAAAGUUUAAUCUGAUUUAAUGUUAGACUGUGAGAAAAAAAAGGCUGUGUGCCUUUUGAUAUAAUGUAUGUAAAUUUCUGGUUUCAACUGUAUAUCUGAAUGAAACCAAGAAGGAAAGAAGCCGCUCCCAUGCUCAAAGCAGCCAUAGUAUGGAGUAGGGUCAUAACUCUUACCUUUGAAUGAGGGCUUACAGAGACAAAAAGAGGGGUUGGAUUUAUGUAAUAGAUUAAGAGUAACAUUUAAUUUUUUGAGUCUAUAUAGGAUCUCUUCAGGUGCUUUUUAAUUAAAUUUACAAAAUUUUAGUUGAAAGAUCUUUGUCUCCUUCAAACCCUGUGUUAAUCCAGAUUUAAGAGGAAGCAGUGUCCUACCUUUGCAUAAAUAAAAAUGUCUGUCCUGUGAUAUGUAGUGUUUUAUGAAAAUCUGUUAUUUUCAAACAACAUUUGUUUUGGGAAAUGGUAUUUUUGAGUGCACCUAUGUUUUGUGCAAUAGAUUUUUUUCACUGAAAUAUUUAUUAUGACCUUAAUGGCGACAGACAAGACGAUGAAAGUAUCAAUACAGUAUGUACACUGUUUUACGAUCAACACUGCUCAUAUCUGUCCAGGAAAAAGGUGGAGCGCAGCCAGUGCAUACCUGAGACCCAUCUUGGGUCGACCAAACCUGAAGACUGAGGUUCGCUGCCUGACCACCAAGAUUCUGUUUGAAGGAAAUGUUGCAGUGGGUGUAGAGUAUAUUCAGGAUGGACAGAAGAAAAAGGUAAUUUGCACAGAAUUUGAAUUUUAUCAAUUAAUAAAAUUUCACUGAUAGGCUUUGACACUUCUCUCACAUCAUAAAAGCUCCAUUUGCAAAAUAAAAAUUACAGAUUUACAGAUAAAAAAUGAUGAUUCACUUGUAACAAAACAUUUAGAACACUGGAAACAGUAUUCACAGUCUUUCAGCCAACUUAAAUCUAAAAUCAAGCUCCAUAUCUAUUUAGGGAUAAGUUGGUGUACAAAAUCCUUGAACCCAGUGGCAGGAACAUGUCUGUACAGUCCACAUAAAAAAGCCCAAUAUGCCACAAUAUGUGUGUUUGAAGAACUGAAAUACACAACUUUGCUUUUUACUCAUAAAAAUAUUUUAGUCAAGACUAUCAGUCAUUUUAGAAAUAUUUGGAAAAAAUACAGGAAUUCAUACCACAAAUAUUUAGUGUUAAUAGUGAAAUCAACCUCCCUUUAAAAUCUAAUUAUGUAGUUGGCAAUGUGUGAAUUUUUGAGGUGGUGCACAGCUGAUGCACCAAACCAACACUGGGCACACAAUGGUGCUCAGGAAGCUCUGCAAAUUAGACAUGGCUUUUGACAGCUGUACUAACACCAUGCUUGAGUACUUGAAGUGGAAACAAUCCUUGGCUCCAGAAGCAGCAGGAACAUUCCCGCACAACUUUUGACUUUUGACUUUUUAUCUCAAACCAAGCAUAAAAUAUGAAAACACUGCAUUGUACAUCACAGAUUUUCUCGUAUUGUUACUUGGCUGUUUUAUGUAAACCCACUCCAUCAGCCAUGUUUAACUGAGGUUGAUGCUGUUGUAAACAACAUAAUAUUGUUGUGUAUUUAAUGUCAGCUCUGAAAAUAGAAUGCUAUAACAGAGCGACUCAUUGUAUAACCCACUUGGUUUUGCACUACUCUAUGUCUCCAUGCAGUUAUUCAACAUCCAUAUUUCAGAGACUGUCUAUGUCUAAAACGAAUGCAAUCUCGAAUGGUAUACAGUGAUGUGAAAUGAUUUUUUUUCCUUAUCUUUGUUUUUAAACUCCCACUCCCAUCAAUUUUUUACUACUUCAAGUGUCAUCAGUGGUCUUUAAUUUGUGAUUAUGAAGUUUUUUUUAGCCAAAAUCAUGUCACCUCUGUCAUUUUCAAGGACUUUUUUCUGCAGAGCUCCAGUAGAUUAUUAGCAAUUCGCCUCUGAGUUGUGGGCGGAGACAGCACUGCUCUGCACACUCCUCUUCACAUUCCUCUUCACGCUAGCUUGCAGCCUAACAUUGCCGAUUUAGUAGAAGUGGCAGGUAACAUUAGAGCUAUUAAGCUCUCGGACACUUAUGCCUUUCGGGACAUGAUGAAAGUUAAUAUUAUAAUUACCUUUCCUACAAGCUUUGCAUUCUGCUAACGCACACGCUUGUUCAGCUAUCGUCCCCUCUACUCUUCCGUGUCCCUGCAUAGCAAUUUGUGACGUCGGAAAUCUCAAUGUGUCUGAGCCUGCUGUUUGGGUCUACCAGGGAUUCACAGUGAUUUGAAAGCAGAUAUACUCAGAUAUGCAAUUUCACACUUAGUUUUCUCAUGAUAUAUUUUCUAGCAUCGGAAAAAUGCCAUAUGAACACGUAAACAACAACAAAAAAACACAAUUUCAUCGAAAUGGGUCUUUAAGUGAUAAUGCUAAACAGAGGCCAGUAUUUGUGGCAUCUCUGGUCUGUUGACUUAUCAGACUCUUAUUGACGCUGCAGAUUAUAAAUAUUUAAAGUUGUUAAAAAAAUAUGUAUUUUGGUUAAAUUUGUUGUUACAUUAAUUCAGCAAAAAAACAACUGUGAGAUUUCUUAAAGAAAAAAGGUAAAUUGAUGAAAAAAAUUGUUAGGUGCAGCCUUAGUUAAGAGUAAUGUUGCAUAAUAGGUAGGUAGUGAUGAAGCAGUACUGCUAUAUCAGGGUGGGUUUUGGAAGAUAAGAAAACCCAAAUUGCCUCUCAGUAAGUAUAAUGAGAAAAUUUCCUUUUAUACAGGUGUUUGCAGAUAAGGAAGUGAUACUGAGUGGAGGGGCCAUCAACUCCCCUCAGCUUCUCAUGUUGUCUGGGGUGGGAAAUGCAGAUGACCUUAAACAACUUGAUAUUCCUGUGGUUCAACACUUGCCAGGUAAGAUUUUUAAUUCAGAGUUGUUUUCAAACACGAGUUGCACUCCUGACAUUUUAAUUCCUAUAAAAUAAAAAUAUAAUCAAAUAAAAUAACACUUGAAAGAACAUCUCUCAGUUAAUUAGGUAAAUUCAGGUCAGGUCAAAAAAAGAACAUUCAUGAAAGGCUAAGUCUUUCAAAGUUAAGACUGGGAUAUUGUUUGAGUAAAUAGUUAAACGAUUUUAGGUUUUAAUUCUUUCAGUGGAAAAUUGCAAAUAGUGUGAUGGCUUCAUCAUGGACAGCACAUAACUUCAGAAAUUGAAAAAUUAUUUAAAACCAUAUAGCCUACAAACAUGGUCCAGAAAUGCCAGUAUCUGUGCCAACGCCUAUUUAAGACAGACUGACUGACCCUCUCAGAUUGCUAUCUGCUCAUAGUUUAGAGGUUAAUAUUACACCAAACGAGCAAGUGGCUUUUUGAGAACACUCACCCCACCAUUGUGACUGAAGGCCUGGUGACAUUACUCAAGAUCCAAAAAUAUUGCAGCUGAAGACACAGGCGGAAGGGGAGGAGGGGUGUUUACAUUUUCUCACCCUUAUUCCGAACUGCAAAAUAAAUAAACGUUGCAUUGCAUCCAUGGGUUGCCUUGCUUUUACCCAGAAAUAAUAAACAUCAUGUCCAUUAUGAACCUCUCACAAAAACAACUGUCAAAAAUGUACUUUUGAAAUGGAGACAAUGAUUCAAUAUGAUACAAACAACUACAUUUUGAAAUUCUUUUAUUUUGCUUCAUUAUAUUCCUGCCAACCUCUAUGUGUGGCUAGAGCUUUCUUUGCCCUCAUACUCAUUGUUGCUCUUCCCCAACUUAUCUAAGGAUUUUCUUUUUACUUAUUGAGAUUUGCAUGGGUUUUGGUUGGAAACCAGUGGUUUAAAAAACAUACAAACUUAAAAGAAAAAGUAAAAAAAAUGCUUGAGUGACAGCAGUAAAGCUCCUUUCAGCUAGGACGCAUGUCAAAAGUUACCUAUGAAACCUUGAUGCUGUAGCAGGGAUUAAAAAUAAAAGACUCCCUGACAAAAACCUCAGUAUCACCUCAAAAUAACAUGAGAGUCUAUGACAUAAUCUCAUUGGCAGCAAAAUCUUUGAAGACAGUAUUUUAUCUUAGCUGAGCGGGCCAGUGAAAUGUACAAGCAGCUGGCCCAGUGUCUGCUUAUCAUGAUUUAGGCCAUUGGGCCAAUUAGAACAUCCAGCAUUGUAUAGGGAUGCAAAAGUGCUGGUGGUACAUGUCACCGUCACAUCUAGCAAGACACCAUUGGUGCUGAACAAUACAGGUUCAGGAGCAACAUAUGCUGCCAUAGAGACAAUACCUUUUUAGGGUUUUUCCUGGCUUCGGUGGUACCCUCCCUACAAUAAAUGCAAUCCUAAUCCUUUCUCAGCUGCUUUUUAUAUAUUUGAGGAAGUUUAAUAAUUGUCAGAUCAGAGAAAGGACAUUAAAACAUAAAAGAUGACAUUUUUUACAACAAAUGGUUAGUUGUCAGACAACCAACACAACUUACAGCCAUGAGAGGCUGAUGACUUACGGCAGGCACGUGAAAUAAAUAAAAAAAAAACUUUAGGGAGCAUAACAAAAACACAUUCCUCAGUCAGUCAUCGCCAUGUGAUCCUCUAAGAUGAAUUGAAUUUAAAAAGAGUUUGGUUGAGCUGGCUCACACACUACACUUGUACGCAGCAAGAAAAGUACUUCCUCUGCCUCAUUUUGAGCCAGAAAAAUCCCUGUGGGCCAUUGUUUGUAGUUUUUUUUGUGUGCUCCUGUGUGCAUGUUUCUGUGAGUGAAAAAAAACGUCCACUCUUGUUUCCUCUCAGGUGUUGGAAGUAACCUGCAAGAUCAUCUGGAGCUGUAUGUCCAGCAGCAGUGCACUCAGCCGAUCACCCUGUACAAGGCCCAGAAACCUUUUCACAUGCUCAAAAUCGGCCUGGAAUGGCUCUCCCUGUUCACUGGUAACCAAGGACAUACUGUACAUUUAAAUAGGAACCCAGAGACUUUGCAAGAUGUUCUUUAGGAGUAGUAUAAAGGAACAUUUCAUACAACUUGACAAUUUUCUUUAUAAUCUGUCUUCAAGUAAAUUCCCCUGGUUUUCAUAGGCAAUAAAUACAGGAAAGAUUAUUAAUAAGACAAGAGCCAAUAUUAACUGCUUAAGCCCACUGUCUCCUGCUUCUUCCUCUGCCAUUGUUCUGAAACACACCUCCAUCCCCAAUCCUUUAUUUAUACUAUAUCUGAAAUCACCGGUGUCAUUUGUAUUGCCUCUGAUCUUGGCUUUGUUCAUGUCUGCAGUUUGUGCCGGUACUGCUCUCUUUGGUGGUGCUCUCCCUGCUGUCAGCUUUGCACAUAAGCACAUGGAAGAGCAGGGAGCUCUCAAAACGGAGCCAUACUGCCAAAUAUAACAAAUGCAUAAAAUUAACUCAUUCUUUUGACCAUAGUGGUCCUUACUGACAGGCAAAAAGUAAUGGUGGUUUGCGAACCAGUUCUUUUUCAGCUUUGUCUUUGAGGAAAUAACGUUGCCUUGAUAGCAAGCAUUCUCUAGAGCAGUGGUUCUCAAGUCCAGUCCUCGAGGCCCACUGUCAUGCAUGUUUUGGAUGUUUUCCUGCUCCAACACACCUGAUUCAAAUGAUCAGCUCGUUAUCAAGCUCUGUAAUGGCUUAAUAACGAGCUGAUCAUUUGAAUCAAGUGUGUUGGAGCAGGGAAACAUCCAAAACAUGCAGGACAGUGGGCCUCGAGGACUGAACUUGAGAACCACUGCUCUAGUGUAAAGGAGAUUAAGUUUUGGUUUUUGCAGGUGUGAGUAACACAAAAGUAUAGAGCAGGAGUGGGAUGGGUAGUUUUUGUGAUGGUCAAAAAUCUGGGCAAACAAAUUGCAUCACACUACUCACUCCUUACAUAUAAGAUCCUACCUGAGUGAUGAAAUCAUUUGACUUUUCAUGAAAAAUCCUCUAGGGUACGGAGCAACAGCCCACUUGGAGAGUGGAGGGUUCAUUCGAGGACGACCGCAAGUCACUCACCCUGACAUCCAGUUUCACUUCCUGCCCUCACAGGUCAUUGACCAUGGACGAGUAGCCCCAAAGAUAGAGGCCUAUCAGGUGAGUGUGCUUGUUUUUAUUCAGAUGAACAGCUAUAAAUCAAUCUUUAUUUAUAUUUCGCCAAUUCAAAAUAAAUGUUAUCUGAAGACGCUUAAUUCAAGGAACUGGUCUACACACACCUCAUGCUGUCUCCAAAACAUAACUGUACCGGCUGUUAUGGCUGUUGUCUUUCACCACUCUUUUCCAGACUCUGACAUGCAUUACUAGCCCUGAAAUACAAGACAUGCAAGGGGCCAUUCAAUGCCAGUCACAAUUUUCAUGUCAUAUUAUUUCCAGAAAACUAGGUUACUUUUGGAAACCAUUUUUUCAUUGUGUGUUUCAUUGCACUAAAAUGAAGAUACAACUUUUUUCUGUUGUAUCGUUUGGGUUACUAAGGUUCCAUAAUUGAUCCCUAGUUUAUUUAUCCUGUAGUUCCUAUAUUUGGCUUUUAUCGGUUAUCAGUUCAGGCUUUUAUUAUUGGGACAUAGAAAAUAAUUUGUAACUUAAAGCAAAAAAGACUUAAACUUAUUUGUGGGGUUUUUUCUCUCCCAAAGAACAUCUUGGAAUAUAAUGAUGUUCUAGCUAAAAGCAUAAUAAUUUUGUGAUAAGUAACCCACAAGAGUGUUUCAAGUCAAUACUAAAUAUUAUUAUUAAGCCAUAAUUAAUCAAUUAUAGUUAAUAUUAAUACACACCUUAUUUAUGACAGGUAUAAAAUAUGUCAACAAGUUUGUAAAGAGGGCCUUUGAGUAUCUUAGAAGCAACAGUUAGUGUUAAUGAUGCUUUUAUUAAACUUAUAAAACAUGUCAAUUUUUAUAAGCAUCUUCAUGUUUUAAGAUUACAAGGACCUUUUCAUAAAGUGCUACCAAAUCAGAUAAUUAAUUCUAAGUGUUUUCAAUAAAAUAACAAUCUAGCUACACUGACUUGAAAUAUGAAAGCAUGAUGGGAACUUUGGCAGACUUAUUGGCCUUUCUGUCAUGUUUAUCUGUCCAAAAAUAAGAAUCUUGUGGCCUCUAACUAUAAACUAGAUCAAAGAAGGACAUCAUUUGUUGAAUUUUAUGUAAGCCUUGGCAUGGUUGUUAAAGGAAUGACUUCCUAAACACUUGUCUGUCCAUUCUCAAUCAUGCCUGUCAGUAGAGUCUUCUGAGCACACCAAAGUCAGUUAUGCAGUUCCACAGUGUUCAAUGUUUGGAUCAAUAAAUUGGGUGUUGGUACUUUUGGCUGUGUGGGCAGUUGCCAAGUCCUGUGGAAAAUGAAAUUAGCAUCUCCAUGAAGCUGGUCAGCAGAGAGGAGCAUGAAGUGCUCUAAAACUUUCUAGUAGACGGCUGUGCUGACCUUAGACCUGAUAAAACAUAGUGGACCAAUGCCAGCAGAUUACAUAGCUCCCAAAACCUCCACUGACUGGGAAAACUCUACACUGGAACUCAAGAAACUUGGAUUCUGUGCCUCUCUUUUUUUUUCCUCCAGACUCUGGGACCUUGAUUUCCAAAAGAAUGCAAAAAAUUGUAGCACCCAGUGCCAGGACUCCACCGAUUUCCACACCUCACCAUUCACUCAUUCAUCCUUCUAGACCUAGUCCAUUUCCACACCGACAAACUCCCAAUCAACCAAUCACAGCAUGCCACUUUACCUGGUCUGUUUGAAUCACAAAACCAGAAAUGUUUUUUAGCCAGCAAGAGCAGAAGAUCGGACGGGGGUAUAAGAGCAGGACAAAUCUGUAUAGUGGCGUUUGACAGAGUCCUCCUUUCUAGUUGUUAUACCAUGGUGUUCAGCCGCCUGAUAGGAUUGUUACAGCAGACUCCUGAGUGGGUUGAUUGUAUCCUCAGUGCUGGCGUUUUAGCUGCCUCCUGGAGUUGGAAUACAAUUUUGAUAUGCUGACUGACUGAUGACUGUACCGUGAGUACCAGACGACUUUGUUUGUUUGUUUUCUUGGUGUGAGAGGCCAAGAUGUAUCAUUCCAUUUUUUAAUUCUGUGUGUUUAGGAGAGUAUUGUUGUGUUAUAGAUUUAUGGUGAGCAUUGGUUUGAAUUGUGGACAUGGGACAGAAAAAAUUAAGAGAGACUUUUUUGCCUCUUUUUUUUUCCCCCUUUGACUUAAACUGUUAAAAUUGAACUGAACUGUGUUACAGACACACACACACAGACACACACACACACACACAGACACACACACACAUACACACACACCACCUUACACCAUCCUUUUUCAAUGUUUGGUUUUUCUGUCAAAUACGAUUUUGUUGUGCUUGAGCUCGUGCUGACUGGUGAUUCUUUGUUGAAAUUAUUGCUUAUUGUAUUGUUGAGUUGCUUGUUUUUUUGUGUGUAUGGUUUUACAGACUUAUUCUUGUUUUAUUGAUAUUGAUUUGUUAGACCUAACUCUGACUGAGCCCUACUUAAAAAAAAAGAAAAGAAAAAAAAAAAGGGAAGAAGUUAAACCCGCUACAAUGUACAUUCUUUUGUAAAGAGGACUUUGGACCUAGAAAUGUCUCUAGUUGAUGCAAUUAUUCUUUCUCUAUGACAUCUCUAUUCUGGACAUGGCCUUAUGCUUAUCUAGCACCAUUAUAAAAUAAUUGAAUCAAUGCUAACAUGUGGUAUUUAACAGCAUAUUCCAUUAAAUGGUACGGUUAAACAUGAGUGUUUCUGUUUGUGUUGUAGGUUCAUGUUGGACCCAUGAGAAGCACUAGCACUGGCUGGAUGAAGCUUAGGAGCACCAAUCCCUUGGAUCACCCAAUUCUCCAGCCGAACUAUCUCUCCACUGGUAAGAUUUAGAUGGCAGGAUCUGAGGAAGUGCCAGUUUCUGGGAGAAAUCUUGAAUGUAAACUCUACCCCUCCCAACCAGUUUUCCCCUCAGCUCCUCUUCUCCCCUCCCUCUCUGCUCCAGCAAGCCCCGCCCACAAACAGACGCUCCUCCUCGCUUAUAUCGUUUUAAUUAAAUUCAGAUAUAAUGCACAUAAAUACUUCAGAUAAUUACAAAUGGGGCUCAGUCAACGUGAAAGUAAAAAGCAUUAAUGCUACUGUAGAUGCCAACAGACUACCAGCAAACACAAUGUUUGCAGGACUUCUAAAAACUAGUAUAAAGUGACAUAGUCCAGGACCCGAGGUAAACAGUUUAGCAGCGCUACACCACGCAGCAGAUCCCGUUUGACAAGAAACACUUCUGUUACAGACACUUGGUUUACUUUGUUAAAGCGGUUUCCCUGUCCAGCAGAGAGGUUACAGGGUUUGUAAGAUCCCAAAGCGUCCCUUAUUAUUUAUGCUUCAUCGAUGUUGACCUGGUUUCUUAGCUCUUGUCUGAUUUACCUCCUAUUUAAGCGCCCAGUAUUCCAGUAUUUACUUUGUUUUCUUGCUUGUGUCGGCAAUUGUGGCCAAAGAAGGAUUCAGACCUUUUUCCGUACUUUCUGGUUGGUUUCUACGGUCCAAUACUGUAGCACGCUAACUUUGUUUGGGCUCGUGCACGUUAUUCGAGGACGUGGAGCGUGCCUCACAACACGAGGGAGCAGCUUCUGCUUCACAACCAAUCAGGUCAGGGAGGUGGAGAAUGGCUUUGUUUACAGUCAGAAUGAGAGGACCACUCAAAAAUUUUAAAAUGUUGACUACAAAGACAUAACAGAACACAGCUAUAUCGUUACAUCUCCAAAUGUCAUCAUUAACUAAUAGCUAUUGACUGAUAUUAAAAGUUUUUUGUAUAUACACCACAAAAAAAGAUGCUUCUUAAAUGGAUUCCUGCCUACCCCACCUUUAAAUGGUCAUAAUUUUAUUACAUUAUUGAUCCUUGAAAUAUAUUCAAAUAAUCCAGUGGUUCCCAAAGUGGGCCAUGUGCACAGCAUUUGAUGUAGAAACAGCUGUGCUUGUACAUGGUCAGAGGUUGUGUCCUUUCUCAGAAGAGAAGAGCACAUUUUACACGACCCAAAGUAAAAAAUAAAAAUAAAAAAAUAUAUUUAUUUUAAAAUAAGCUUCUUCCAGAUAAAAAUCCUAGCAGUGAUACAUGUUGACUUGUACGAAGAGAGAUUAAGGCAUUCUGUCAUAGCUCAGUCAUUGUUCUAUUUUAAGCUAGAGCUAAAAUUAGCAAACAUGGUAGUUUGGGGAAACUUGUCUCAGUCAUUUUGGGGUUAGUUGUCACAUGUCUAAAAGGGAUUAAAAUUAACAUAGAGAGUCUGCUUAUCAGCAGCUGUCAUAAUGAAAUUAUGACUUUAUUCUGACUGAAAAAAGAGUGUUUUAAGAAGAGGAGAAAGCAAGAAGACAUGGUCAGGAAUUACAAAAGAAAAACAGAACGUGACAGUGCAGUCCCUGACGUGAUGCUGAGGACAGUCAGACAGGUGACCCUCGCUAAUAAAUCAAUCUGGAGUACAAUAAAGGACUUUAAUGUCAACUUCCAUACCUUGGCUCUGUACUGCAAAACAUUCCCCCCAGCCAAAAUACAGAGUCAGACAGCUCUCCAAACUCCAGAGCAUGUUGCAUAAUAUUUUAUGUAAACGUUUGUUCUAUGACUUUUUCUGGCUCAAUGAUAAACAUUUUCUGUGUCUGACUUUGAUGUUCAUUUUCAUGUGAAAAAAUGAGAACAACAAUAGUUUUAUCCUUGUUUUAUUAGUUGUAAAAUUCAGUGUGACAUCUUACCCCAUAUAGUGAGACAACUUACCCGAUGGUGGAGCGACAUGUCACAUGUUCACACUCUCAAUUUGAUUGCUUAUAACUCUGCACUGACACAAGAAUGCACAGCCCACUUUGGGAACCACUGUACUCCACUCACAUCCAGUCAUGUUGACUUUGGUGAAAGCCUAGGGUUUAACAUGAUACUACAACCAGUUUAUUUUCUUUCUCCUUCAGAUAUAGAUGUGUGGGAGUUCAGACAGUGUGUCAAACUUGCCAGGGAGAUUUUUGCCCAGAAGGCCUUUGACACAUUCCGUGGCCCUGAAAUCCAGCCUGGGCCACAUGUCCAGUCCGAUGCUGACAUCGAUGCUUUUGUACGCCAAAAAGCUGAUAGUGCCUACCACCCAUCUUGCACCUGCAAGAUGGGGUCACCUUCUGACCCAAAGGCAGUGGUGGACCCAAGCACUCGCGUUUUGGGUCUGGAGCGAUUGCGAGUGGUGGAUGCCUCCAUCAUGCCCAGUGUUGUGAGCGGAAAUCUCAAUGCUCCAACCAUCAUGAUGGCAGAGAAGGCUGCUGACAUUAUCAGAGGUCACUCUUCUCUUGUUGAUCCAGGAGUUCCAGUCUACCAGCCACCAACUCUUGACACACAGAGAUAAACAUGGCACUCAAGGAGAGCUAGUCAGACAACAACAGGAUGGCAUUACUUUGUCAAGUAUGAAUGCGAAUACUUUGAACAUGAGUGUUUGUGUGGAAAUGUAUACAUGCUUUGACGUCUUAAAACUUGCACUACUGCUUAGGAGAACAACACGCAUAAAGCUGUGUCAAACAGACUGAAACCAACAAAGCUUACAUUUUCACCACAAUUUAUUUUGAGAUAAUUUCUUGACUGAAGUAGCUUUUAAUUCAUAAACAGCAUUUUUUUUCAAUGUGUCAUUAGUUGCAAAACUAUUUUGCAAAACACUUAAGUAGUUGCAAACUGUGCUGAAUUAAUAAUAUGUUACUGAGAAUGGACCUACUCUUCAUGAUAUUCUGACUUUGGGUCCAUUUUUUGAGGACACUAGAACAUUUUGGUACAAAUUUUUCUACACUUUAUUUUGAGUAUUUCUUAAUCUUUAAGAUUGCAACUACUUUUUUUUUUUAUAACUGCAUUAAGUCAUCAAAAGCUUGGGCAAUAUUUGUUGGCUUUGUAUGGUCAAUAAUCUGCUAGCUGCCUUGCUUGUAGACUGUUUACUGGAGCACUCUGAUCAAGAUUUUUUUGUUAUCCUCUCACAUCAGUGUUAUCAGAUUAACAUCUCUCUUCCCUCCUGAAAACUUGCAAACUUAACUGUUUAACUGAAUGUCUUUGAAUGUUUUUGUUUUUGUUUUACAAAGCAACUUAAAGAACAGUUUACAAAAUAUUACUCAGUCUUAUGUUAGUAAACUUGUCACCCUCACAGCCCUAAAUUUUCCUAGAUCACUAUAUCCAGACAUGAAGUCUUCAAGACAACCAGAUCUUUCUGCAUUAGAGCAAGCUAUACACUGUAAUUGAUCCCAGUCUGCUUUUGUUUCCAAAAAACAUCACUCCCAAAAUGCUCUAAACAGGCUACCGUCUUCUCUGCAACAGGCAUGUAAAGUAUUGCAUUCAUGCCAUGAAAAAAUAAUUCCCAUGGACUGGCCUUUUGUUUUUCAAAGGCCAUCUCCUUGUGUUCUUAGUAGUUAAUCUCACCAGCCACCAUUUUUUUUUUACACCUUUAUUGGUUAAAAAACCGCACAUGAAUAUUCCAUUGAUGAGGACUUAGAAUCUGAACACUGGCAAAUAUACGUCAGAGAUGAGUAUCAGAGUUGCACCUUUGCAACUUCCAAAUUGUGAUUUCAUUAUUCAGUCACAGUCUGACUUGAAACAAUCUCUUUCAAUGCUCAACAUGUAAAAUGCUGAAAGGUUUUAAUUGACCAAUGUGAGGUUCAUCAUCAUGUUGUUUAUGAGGACAACACAAUAUACACGAUAAUAUUUUAACAAUGGAUAAUUUAGAUUUAGAUCUUGCCAUAAGCUUGUGUAUUUUUUUUUUUGUUCAAGUACUUAAAAAUUUCACUUAAGUCUUACAUCAGUGUUAAAAAUUUCUUCCUGUAUGUAUCGCCAAUGUAUGCUGUGAAGUGAUUCAGUGUGUAUCAUACAGAAAUAUAACUUCAGGAAUGAAGAUUUCAUUAAAUAUUGCACUACAUGAUGAAGUAUCUUAAUGGCUUGACAAUCAAUGAAUUAUUUGCUGUCUUGUAUAAAAUGAUGUUCAUGUCAAUGCUUUCCAACCUUAUAUUAAUGGUAAAUAAACACUAGAGCAACAACCCGAGCCUUGUCUUUGACUUUAUUUAGUGCUCCUUGCUAUUUUAUUUGCUGGCUCAUUGUAUACUGUGCUGGUGCUUAUACUACAAAGUAAAAUGGUAAAUGGACUAUGUUUAUAUAUGGUCGUAACACACCCCAUUCACACACUGAUGGCAAGGGCUGCUAUGUAAAGUACCCAUAAGCUUUUGACCUGUUCCAAUCACACACCACUGUGAGCAGCCCGUGGGGGUGAGUAAAGUCAGGUGUCCUACCCAAGGACAAUUUGACAUGAGGACACCAGAACCUGGGAUCGAACACCCAACCUUCCGAUUGACAGAUGAUCAACUCUACCACUGAGCCACAGCUGCUGCUUUAAGUAGUUAUUUUCUUUAGAAGUAGAAAGCAGAAAGUUAUGCACUGACUGUCUACUAAUAAUACGAAUUGUAAUAAUUUUUGGCAUUUGAUGAACAACUGUUUACCAGUGAAAUAGAACAGAAAAUAGAGCUAUCCAUUGCACAAUAAAGCUUUAGGGCUGACUUUGCUAUGACCCUUUGCAGCUGUUAACAUUGAAAUUAAUAUGUUAAAAAAAAACAAAGUAAAUACCAUCUUCAAAUAACAGUUAAAGAUAAAACUGAGUUUCUGAGUGGAGCUCAUUUCAACGGUACAUGUUUCUGCAACUGUUAUACCAUCUAUUUUGAUUUACGGUAAUAUUUUUGCCACAACUUUUAUUUUAGAGGAUGCUGUAGCCCAGAGGUACGGUCAGUGGUCUUUUAAUUACACAUGACACAUGUUUUGGAUAAAAUGAACACAAAUGCUUCUUCAAAGAAAAAAGACAUCAUUCACACAAAAGGCAACAGCUGACACCUUUUAUUAAAUUAAUUUAAAAAAAAAAUCCAAACAACUGACAACAAUCCAUUUAAUAUUUUCAGAAAAAAAGUUUCUUCGUGUGUCAUGACUUUUUAUUGUACACAAUGUUAGAAAUAUCUGUCAACCAUGUGGUCAGUUUUUGCUAACAUGAUUUGAAUUAAAUCUCAAUUGUGCAAGAUAAGUUGAGGGUAGCUCGUCACUUCUCUGUAGAAUUUUGAUGCAGGAAAAGCUUAAUUAUACAUUAUUAUGACUGUUAUUAAGACGGAUCUCAGAAGGAUGAUACUUCCAUGUUGACUGUUGGCACCAGCUGUGAAGCAGGUCCAAGCUGAGGUACUAAAUGAAAGGUGUUUGAAAUCAGAGUCUGACUGGUUAUAAAAGUACUUUGCUACAUCAUUAUAUAAAGUGACCCCUCUCCAAGGGUGAGUGGUAGAUGGAUUUUUAUGGAGUCAAAUCUGAGACCUUUAGAAUUCUUAUCCUAUUUUUGUCCCAUAUUUCUUAAAUCUGUUGACAAAAAUCAAAUUAGUAAAACGAUUGAAAAUGUAGUGUUCCUGUUGGUUGGUACAAAGAGGAAACUAGUACUUUAUUUUCUUGUGCUUCAAAGCAUUGUGUAUUUAAAACUCUAAUUUAUUCUAGACAAAAAAUUAAAAUAAAAGCAUUUUUAAAGCUGAUAUGUAUGUUAAUUUUCUUUUUAAGUCAAGUACAGAGGAAAGCAAUAUUCAGUCAUGAAACCCAGGUCUAUGAUCCCAAAGCAGUGCUUGCUUGUUCGGAUAACUUUGAUGGGUUAUUGUGCUAUGUUAAACCAUGUUUGACAAUUAUAAAAAAGCCACUAGGAAGUAUAGUUUACUACUGCUAAAUAUUUGGCAGGCCUGCAGGGAGAUUAAUUGCCUCAAAUUUAGAUAUUUGUAGGAGAAAUUCUAACUCUCCCAAUGAUCUAGCCUUCUCUUAAAUCUCUCUCACACCUCUAUUGUCCAUCCCAUGGCUCGAGAAAAUAAGGCACCUUGUUCUCUUCAUCUUCUCUAUCCGUGUUUGCAGGAUCCACUUGAGCAAAGCCAUGUCAUCCACAUUUACAAGGGCCAUACAAGCCCAUUGAAAAACCCUAAUAAUUGACAUGUUUGCUGAUAUUAUAGUGAUGUAACAUAUAUCAUCUCAUCUGUUAGGUCCUCCUCACAUUUAACAGCUGUGCACCGCUCUUCGUCACUGUACUCUCUAACAUUAAGAUCUGUCAGAUGUGGGGUAGCAUGUGUGCCUGAGGUGAAAUUUCCUGAUUUUCCAUUGUUGCCAUUUCCAAUAUUUCGGUUUAGCAAAUUACUGGCGGUGCUAUCCAUCUCAUCAAUGGUCAUCUCACAGGCAUCUGCAAUUUCAUGUUUGGUUGCUGAAACAAAGUUGGGGUCCCUGGCAUAUAUCCCCAGACCCU